UUAACCCCCGGUGCCCUCCCAGUCCCUCCCAGUGCUCCCAGUAUCGAAGGCCUGGAGUCCCCGCAGGUCCGGGCGGGGCAGACGCUCAAACUGGUUUGUGUGGCCCGGGGGGGGAACCCCCCGCCCAGUUUGCACUGGGACAAGGACGGACGCCCCCUGGCGGGGGCGUGGUCCCGCGACUCCGCCCACGUGACCCGGAACCGCCUCGUUCUGGGCGUCACCCCGGAAGACGACGGCGCCACCCUGCGGUGCCGCGCGGUGACGUCACUUCCGGGCGGGGGCGGAAGCGCCAGCGUGCAACUGGAAGUGACGUACCCGCCCUCGGAGGUGACGCUGUCGGGGUCGGGGACGGUUCCCCUGAACGGCUCGGCCACCCUGGGCUGCACCAGUGCUCCCAGUAACCCCCCAGUGCGGCUGCGCUGGUGGCUCGGGGGGAGGCAACUGGAGCCCAGCGGGGGCGGCCCCACCCCGGGCUGGGGGCGUGGCCUGGGCGCCGUGUCCAACGUGACGCUGUGGGGGCGAGUGGAGGACCACGGGGAGAACCUCGUGUGCGAGGCCGAGACCCCCGGGGUGGGGACCCGGAGCGCCAGUGUGACCAUCAGCGUGCCCCGUGAGUCAUACUGGGUUAUACUGGUUUAUACUGGUUUAUACUGGUUUGUACUGGGAG
Messenger RNA from Pseudopipra pipra, 667 nucleotides. Its product is annotated as nephrin-like. Gene Ontology annotation, biological process: cell-cell adhesion. The record is from RefSeq and is a predicted model, not a curated record. The transcript is spliced from 4 exons. The annotation marks the transcript as partial. Gene Ontology annotation, molecular function: cell adhesion molecule binding. Gene Ontology annotation, cellular component: plasma membrane; cell-cell junction. NCBI's taxonomy places the organism in Eukaryota, Metazoa, Chordata, Aves, Passeriformes, Pipridae.